Rotaria sp. Silwood2 is the source of this 720-nucleotide messenger RNA. The record is from the annotation of a GenBank genome assembly. NCBI's taxonomy places the organism in Eukaryota, Metazoa, Rotifera, Eurotatoria, Philodinida, Philodinidae.
AUUGGAGGUUUGUUUUUAUUAUUUUGUUUCUAUUUAUUAAAAUAAAAUAAUAAUAAUAUUUAUUUAGAAAUAUGUUUAUUAACACGAGCUAAACGUGUAGCAGGUGUUCGUUGUGUAACAUAUUGUAAUUUAUAUUCAUUAGAUUCAAGUCAAUUUGAAACAGUUCUUGAAUCUUAUCCAUUAAUGAGAAGAACAAUGGAAUCAGUUGCGGCUGAAAGACUUAAUAAAUUAGGAAAAAAUCCAUCAAUAAUAUCAACACGACAUGAUUUAAAACGUGAUGCAGCUGUUUUAAAAGAUAUGAUAAAUCGUGUAACACCACAACCAUCAAGUGAUGAAUCAUCUAAAGAAGAUGAAGAUGAUGAAGAAGAAGAAGAAGAAGAAGAAGAACAAGAAAAUGAAGAAGAAGAUAAUAAAUCUUUUUCAUCAUCAUAUAAAAUAAAACAAAGUAAUUUUAAAUCUUCAUUAACAUAUAUUCAUGAUCAAUUAAAUAAAUCAAAUGAUUAUUUUCAAUAUUUAAAUAAAAGACGAAGAAAAAAAAAAAGAUCAGUAGAAAAUAAAACUAAUCAACAUAGUUAUUUAGCUGCCCCAUCAUCAACAUUUAAUUUAACAACAGAUAAAAAUAAAAAUCGAAUUCGAAUUCGAAAAUCUCCAACAACUCCUUUAUCACUUUUUAGAAAAAUUCCUUCAUCAACAACUUUUUUUUCUAAUCAACCUUGUUAA